Molecule: messenger RNA, 510 nt
Organism: Strongylus vulgaris
Lineage: Eukaryota; Metazoa; Nematoda; Chromadorea; Rhabditida; Strongylidae
Source: the annotation of a GenBank genome assembly
AUGAUCAUGGUAGGGCAAGAUGAAGGAGCAGUGCAAUACUCCAAGUCGAAGGCGUUCCAAAUCUGGUUGCUGAAUACAGAAUUGCUGGAUACUCUUAUGAUUUUUACAAAGAAAGGCAUUUACGUUUUGGCAAGCAACAGGAAGGCUGACUACUUCAAUAGUGUGAAAUCCGACGAGUUUAUAGGUGCUGUGCCACCGGUAACACCAAUUCACAGAGAUAAAUCAGAUAAAGAUGCCGCUAAUUUUACAAAGUUAUUGGAAGUUAUCAAGGAUGAUGCUAAUAACAAAGUUGGAUAUUUUGCAAAAGAUGUCUUUGACUCUGACUUUUGCAAUGAUUGGCAAAAGGCUUCCGCUAAUGUCGAGAAGGUUGACGUAUCUGCUUCGUUCGUUCACGUAUUUGCUGUUAAAGAUGAUUCUGAGUUGGAAGUUUGUAGAAAUUCAGCUGCUGCAACAGUAAAUGCCUGGAGCUAUGCACGAAAGAAGUUUAUAGAAGCCAUAGAUCAGGAGAAG